Molecule: messenger RNA, 3582 nt
Organism: Trematomus bernacchii (emerald rockcod)
Lineage: Eukaryota; Metazoa; Chordata; Actinopteri; Perciformes; Nototheniidae
Gene: itgb5
Product: integrin, beta 5
Exons: 16
Coding region: 522-2933 (803 amino acids)
Biological process (GO): cell adhesion mediated by integrin; integrin-mediated signaling pathway; cell migration
Cellular component (GO): integrin complex; focal adhesion; cell surface
Molecular function (GO): integrin binding
Source: RefSeq, a predicted model, not a curated record
CACAAACCGGACAAACCGAAAAGGCAACACUGAAACCUGGAGCAGAAACCCGCUGCUGGAGUUGUGUGUAUUCAUUUAUCUUUGUGUGGCCUUUUUUGUUUCCUAUACACCUUUUUUUUUGCGCAUAAUUCCACCGUGUGGUACCGAGGAGCGCCAUGAAAUCCAUUGAGAAGUUGUGGAGUUGCUGUCAGCUAUGGGUGAAGUAGUCAUUAGGACGUGGAAAUCUGCUGUGGAGAAGUCCAACAACAGAACCUCAGGAUCAACAGGACUGCGAGGAGCGCUCCCUUUCUGCACAAUCUAAAACAAUGGAAGAGGCUCCAUGCCUUUACGCGGAUACAACACUGAGCCCAGACAACGCGCUGUAGAGGGGCUGAGAUGGUCUAAAAGCACACUUUAUUGUGGAGGUUUGCACACAUAAAGAGGAGUUAAUCCAAUGAGAGGGCUGAUGGUAAAGUAAUUACCGGUGUCAGCUGCGAAUAGACACACAAAUCUGGUAUUUCGACAACACGCCGACUGACACCAUGUGGAGCCCGGGGACGUGGAUGUGGAGAGCGGCUGUGUGCUGCAUGCUUCUGGAAACAUUUCUGCACACUGCGAGAGGUCUUAACAUGUGUAUGGGUGGCAGCGCUACUUCCUGUGAAGAAUGCCUCCUGAUUCACCGCAGUUGCGCCUGGUGCGCACAAGAGGAGUUUGGGAGGGGGCGGACUCUGACACGCUGUGAUUUCAGUCAGAACCUGCAGAAGAGAGGCUGUGACGCUCGGUUCAUCGAGUACCCCACCAGCAGCGUCUCGGUGCUGCACAACAUGCCUCUGAGCUCCAAAGGGUCCGGGUGGACCCAGAACGACGUGGUUCAGAUUCAGCCUCAGAAACUCUCCCUCAGCCUGCGGCCAGGAGACCAGACCUCGUUUGAGCUGCAGGUGCGGCAGGUGGAGGAUUACCCCGUGGAUCUCUACUACCUGAUGGACCUCUCUCUCUCCAUGAAGGACGAUCUGGAGACCAUCCGUAACCUGGGCACCAAGCUGGCCCUGGAGAUGGGAAAGCUCACCAGCAACUUCAGGCUAGGCUUCGGCUCCUUCGUGGACAAAAACAUGUCGCCCUUCUCCUACACUGCUCCCAAGUACCAGGAGAAUCCGUGCAAUGGAUACAAACUGUUCCCCAACUGCGUCCCCACCUUCGGUUUCCGCCACAUCCUCUCGCUGACGGACAAAGUGGACCGCUUCAACCAGGAGGUGCAGAAGCAGAUGGUGUCUCGCAACCGCGACGCUCCGGAGGGCGGGUUCGACGCCAUCCUGCAGGCCGCCGUUUGUAAGGAGGAGAUCGGCUGGAGGAAGGAGGCGUACCACCUGCUGGUGUUCGCCACAGACGAUGUUCCUCACCUGGCUCUGGACGGACGGCUGGGGGGCCUCGUGCAGCCCCACGACGGGGAGUGCCACCUCAACGACAAGAACGAGUACAGCGCCUCCACACAGAUGGACUAUCCCUCUCUGGCUCUGCUGGGGGAGAAACUGGCCGAAAAUAAUAUCUUCCUCAUCUUCGCCGUGACGAAACGCCUCUACGUUAUUUACAAGAACUUCACUGCACUCAUACCUGGAACCACGGUAGAAAUCCUGGACACGGACUCUAAGAACGUCAUUCAGCUGAUCAUCGCAGCGUACAACAAUAUCCGCUCUAAAGUGGAGCUGUCGGUGUGGGAGCACCCGGAGGACAUCAGCCUCUCGUUCACCGCCACCUGCCAGGACGGGAAGCCGCUGCCGGGCCUCAGGAAGUGUGCCGACCUGAAGAUAGGAGACACUGUAUCGUUUAACGUGAGUGUGGAGGCGAGGAGCUGCCCCCCCCGCGGCACCGAGCAGAGCUUCACCAUCAAGCCGGUGGGAUUUAAAGACAGCCUGCAGGUCUCUGUGGAUUAUCAGGGGUGUGACUGUGGCUGCAGCCGGACGGCCAACACCAACAGCAGCAUCUGCAGCAACAUAGGUACCUAUAACUGCGGGACGUGUCACUGUGAGCCGGGGUACCUGGGCGCUCGCUGCGAGUGUCAGGAGGGCGAGUCGGGUAGCUCGUACCUGAGCGCCUGUCGCGAGGCGGAGGGCAAGCAGGUGUGCAGCGGGCGGGGCGAGUGCAGCUGCAACCAGUGCCUCUGCUACGAGUCCGAGUUUGGGAAGAUCUACGGGAGCUACUGCGAGUGUGACGACUUCUCCUGCGCCCGACACAAAGGCAUCCUCUGCUCAGGUCACGGUGAAUGUCACUGCGGGGAGUGUAAAUGCCACGCAGGCUUCAUCGGGGACAACUGUAACUGCUCCACGGAGACGUCCAGCUGCAUCGCGGACGACGGGCAGAUGUGCAGCGGCAGAGGGAGCUGUGUGUGCGGCCGCUGUCAGUGCAGCGAGCCGGGGGCGUUCGGAGACACCUGUGAGAAGUGCCCCACCUGCCCCGAUGCAUGUGGCACCAAGAGGGAGUGUAUCGAGUGCAGACUCUUCAACUCUGGACGGCUCGCGGAUAACCAGACCUGCCAGCGCCUCUGCAAGGAUGAAAUCAUCACCAUGGAAACACUCGACACGGAGGACCCCGGCGCGGUGCUCUGUCUCUAUAAGACAGAAAACGACUGUGUCAUGAAGUUCACGUAUUCUGAACACGCCAGCGGACAAUCCAUCCUCACCGCUCUGAAAGAACCAGAGUGUGGUGGGGGUCCGGAUGCCAUGGUGGUGCUGCUGGCGGUGGUGGGCAGCAUCCUGCUGGUGGGGGUGGUGCUGCUCGCCGUGUGGAAGUUGGCGAUCACCGUUCAUGACCGGAGGGAGUUUUCACGUUUCCAGAGCGCAGGGUCACGAGCCCGCUUCGAGAUGGCCUCCAACCCUCUGUACAAGCAGCCUGUCACGACACAUUUUGUAGAAACAGAUUUCAACAUGUACAGGAAGUCCUACAACGGGGGGGUCCACUGAUCCCUCCAAGCGGGGCGCGGCAGGACCGGUCCGACGAAACUCAUCCCUGGAGGACACACUUCUCACCUGAUAACUCAAGUGACAUGAACUACACUUCCUGUUUCCAAGAGGGGAAAUCUGUGGCCUUUUUCUAUCUUUACGCAGGAGAUUCAAGCCUUCCACAGAGACGUGACCUUUUUUCUUCAUGACAGCACAACCGUCAGAGGAGCAGCAAAACAAAACAUGAACUCCUUGGUCUUGUUUAGAGAGUUAGCAGUGAGUUUGUCUGCAGUUACAAAAACAAAAAAAUAUGACUCCAACAUAAAACCACCAUUCAAUCUUUGCACAGAGCAGGCAGGCUUAUAUUUGUAUAUUUUUAUAAACACUAAAAAUGCCUUUUUUUUUGUUUUUUUAGUAUAAACUUUGCACCCAACAAGACUCAUGAUUCAAAUUCACAGGAUUAUUAAAAAGCACAUGUGUCUGAAGGUGGCUAUGAUGACGUUGUGGUACUACUAACAUUUACUAAGCAAUAGACUUCUUACCCUCAUUUUGCACAGAGAAUAUUAAGAGUCAAGUCUCGUAAAGAUUUACAUUUUCUUCGAUGUGUGUGUGUGUGUGUGUGUGUGUGUGUGUGUGUGUGUGUGUGUGUGUGUGUGUGUGUGUGUGUGUG